This is a messenger RNA of Epinephelus lanceolatus (giant grouper), 4518 nucleotides long. It is a transcript of the gene dpysl2a, whose product is annotated as dihydropyrimidinase like 2a. NCBI's taxonomy places the organism in Eukaryota, Metazoa, Chordata, Actinopteri, Perciformes, Serranidae. Gene Ontology annotation, molecular function: hydrolase activity, acting on carbon-nitrogen (but not peptide) bonds, in cyclic amides. Gene Ontology annotation, cellular component: cytosol; cytoplasm. The record is from RefSeq and is a predicted model, not a curated record.
GGGCGGGGCAGUGCGCAUGCGCGGUACCUCUUUGUGGCCCUUCUCUUCUUGGUGCUUGCCUGGUCUUCAGGGACCUCUUCUAGCAGUAAAUCCAAGGAUAGGACUGUUAGGCAAAGAUACAACCACUCAUUUACCAUCCUUUGUCAGGCUGCACUGAGCAAACCUCUCUUACUAUCUACAGAUAUUGUCAGAUAGGCGCAGAUCGCCCAGGGCGUCGACUGGCCAACAAGCAGAGCAUCCAUUCAUCCUUUCAUUGGCAGCUGAGGUGUUCAGACUAGCUAGCUAGCGUUAGCCAAGAGGCAGGGGACAGAGGGAUCUUUAAAAUGUCGGGUUACCAAGGAAAGAAGAACAUUCCACGAAUUACAAGUGACCGUCUCCUCAUCAAAGGAGCAAAGAUAGUGAACGAUGAUCAGUCAUUCUUGGCUGAUAUCUACAUGGAGGAUGGCGUCAUCAAGCAAAUAGGCGACAACCUUAUUGUUCCCGGGGGAGUUAAGAUCAUAGAGGCUCAUGGGAGAAUGGUGAUGCCUGGCGGUAUUGACGUGCACACCCGAUUCCAGAUGCCUGACCGAGGCAUGGUGGCAGCAGAUGACUUCUACCAGGGCACGAAGGCGGCUCUGGCUGGGGGGACGACUAUGAUCAUCGAUCACGUGGUGCCGGAGCCCGGCGCCAGCCUGACUGCAGCUUUCAAACAGUGGAGGGAGUGGGCUGAUAGCAAGUCCUGCUGCGACUACUCUCUGCACGUGGACAUCACCGAGUGGAACAAAAGCACUCAAGAAGAAAUGGAGACCCUGGUGAAGGAUCAUGGUGUCAACUCUUUCCUGGUCUAUCUGGCUUAUAAGGAUGUUUUCCAACUUUCUGACUCUGAGAUCUAUGAGGUGUUCAGUGUCAUCAGAGACCUCGGAGCAAUUGCACAGGUGCAUGCUGAGAAUGGAGACAUCAUUGCAGAGGAGCAGAAACGUAUUCUAGAGCUGGGGAUCUCUGGACCUGAAGGCCAUGUGCUGAGCCGCCCAGAGGAGGUGGAGGCCGAGGCAGUCAACCGCUCUGUCACCAUAGCCAAUCAGACCAACUGUCCCCUCUACAUCACCAAGGUGAUGAGCAAGAGUGCUGCUGAUGUCAUCGCCCUCGCUAGGAAAAAGGGUGCUGUGGUUUACGGAGAGCCCAUAUCUGCCAGUUUGGGCACUGAUGGUACCCAUUACUGGAGCAAGAACUGGGCCAAGGCAGCAGCCUAUGUCACUUCUCCACCGCUCAGUCCUGAUCCCACCACCCCCGACUACCUCAACUCUCUGUUGUCAUGUGGGGACUUGCAGGUGACUGGUAGUGCUCACUGCACUUUCCAGACUUCUCAGCGUGCGAUAGGCAAAGAUAAUUUCACCCUAAUCCCAGAGGGCACCAAUGGCACUGAGGAGAGGAUGUCCUUAAUCUGGGACAAAUGUGUGGUGACUGGCAAGAUGGAUGAGAACCAGUUUGUGGCGGUGACCAGCACAAAUGCAGCCAAGAUCUUCAACCUGUUCCCCCGCAAGGGCCGCAUCGCUGUGGGAUCUGAUGCUGACCUCGUGUUGUGGGACCCGGACGUUACUAAGAUCAUCUCAGCUAAGAACCACAACCUGGCUGUAGAGUAUAACAUCUUUGAGGGCACAGAAGUGCGUGGAGGCCCUGUGGUGGUGAUCAGCCAGGGCAAGAUUGUGUUGGAGGAGGGCAGCCUUCACCCCACGGAGGGCUGUGGGCGCUACAUCAGCCGUAAACCCUUCUCUGACCAUGUUUACAAGAGGAUAAAGGCCCGCAGCAGGCUCACAGAGUUGCGAGGAGUCCCCAGGGGCCAGUACGACGGGCCGGUGUGUGAGGUGACUGUGACUCCCAAGGUGAUCUCCACCGUCUCCUCAAUGAAGACUUCUCCUGCCAAGCAGCAGCAGCAGCAGCAGCAGCAGAUUACCCACCAGCCAGUGCGCAACCUUCACCAGUCUGGCUUCAGUCUGUCUGGUGCCCAAAUUGAUGACAACGUUCCUCGUCGCAACACUCAACGCAUCGUGGCUCCCCCUGGUGGAAAAGCCAACAUCACCAGCCUCGGCUAAGCCCUUUCUUUACCUGAGCCGGGGGAUGCAGGGCGACACGGGACCAGAGGCCACUCUUACCGUUGUCACAUCACAUCUGGUCACCUCUGACUCCCCCCUGCACCCACAAGCACUCCAUCCAUUCUUAUUCACACACCACCACUUGUUCACUUCAUGCAAAAAAAAAAAAGAGAAAGCACUGUUUCAUUUUGUUUCAUCUUUCCUGCCAUUUACCAUCGUUAAGGAAGGAUCAAGUGAAUUGAAGUCCAGAUAAACUAAGUUUGAUUAUUGAUUAAUUUAAUUUGUUUACAUUUUUGUAUCAUUUUUGCUGUACACAUUUGAGCCGUUUUGUUGCCCUCUUGAAAAUGAGUCCCUAGAAGUGAUCAGUUUCAUGAGCGGGCAUUUUAGAAACUGCAGCUGUUCACAGUUUUUCUUAAAGCGCUCUUCAUUUCUCAGAUAGAGGUCGGAAUUUGCUGUUAGUCAUGUUACUUCACUACCUUCAGGUGAAAGUAGAGCCUCCACUGUUCAUGUUGUAACACUGUUAGACUGUAAGAGUGACGUUUUAGUACAGAAAGGUUGCAUUGAUGCCACAAACACUCAUGAAAGAUUAGGCUGUAGAAUUCUUUCUGCAUCUCAUAACACCUAAUUUUCUCUUAUAAAAAAACGAUACUUGAUAGCUUUUUUGAUACCACGACAAAAAGAAAAAAAAGUUCUGGGCAAUAAGUACAGACUGAAUUGCAAUGUUUUAUUUGCAGUCACUUCCGGAUAGAAAACCCCUGCGUCACGUGUAUAAAAUGAAACGUCUCCAGGCAAAUUCUGUCUCAAAUGGUCAGUUUUUAGACACCUAAAAAAAUCAAUAUCAGUUGAAGUGAUUGCUAUAUUAAGAAUAUUUUCACCAUUUCACCUUGUCGUCAGACACCCCUGGAGCGGCUAAAAAUGACAACACAAACAAACAAGUCUGUGGAUUUCACAUACCUCAGCAAUUGAAUUUAAUUGCCAGUGUUCUACCUGGAAGUGAUCGUUGUUGUUCGCUCUAUAGGAUCGUUAUUUAUUAUGUUUUUUUAAUUACCCUGGACACAGUGCUGGUACAGAAAAAGCCACUGAAAAAUACCAACACAUUUAUAAUAAUGUUAAUACUAAUUACAGCUUGGGUUGAAAAUCUGAUUGUAGAUGUGAUGUUUUUUACUUUCGAUACAAUCGAAUGUCUAAUUAAAUGAGACUGUGUCAUUUUAAACACGUGGUGUCUAAAAAGUAUCUAAGUAUCAAUACUUUUGACAACCUUACUGUGUUCAGCAGAGCAAUUCACCUUGGUCUUCCUUUUGUGUUGUAGUUGCACUUCAUUUUUUUAAAACUGAAUGUUUUUUUUAUCGCGUUGAAGUCAUUUUUGGGAAGCGCUGUCUGCACUGAAAGGAAAAGAAAGGGUAUUUUAGCGUUAAACCACUCAUUCAACUCCGUCCUGAAUAUUGUGGUCGGAGAAAUGGCUGGCACAUCACAUUUUGUCUGAGAAACAUGAACUUUUCCCCUCAUUUCAUCAUUUUGUUUUUUCCUCAUGUUUGUUUAAAGGUUGUCAGGGCAACAAGCUUCCAAUAAUCAGACCGAUGUAAAUUGUAAAAGCUACAGGCAGACACUACAAAGAAGCUAAAAGGGAGGUUUGCUGACAACCUCUCUGCACCUGGUGCUAUACGACCAUUGCUGUAUAUGUGCAGAUGAUGUCCACGCCCACACAGCUGUCACCAUUAUCCCAGUUUCGACAGAAUUUGUUUUGCACCUGUAACAAUCCAAAUGGUAAAAAAAACAAUGUAUGUGAGCUUGCAACUUUUUAUUUGUAUUGGAUAUGUCUGUAUGUUUUAGGAUAUUUGUUGAAUCCAACUACUUGCCUGCCUGUUCUGUAAGAUAUUGAUAGCACACUGUAUCUAUGAAGGCUCUUGAAAGAAGUGGAACCAUAAUCUUUGAGACCUGAUGAAAAGCGCUUCAGUAUGUAUAUGAAAUCCCUCACAGUGUGCUAAUGAUGUGCCCGCUGUUCUCGGUGUUAGUGUUGUGAAUGAAUUAUCAGAUAUCCAGUUUUUCCUCUCUUGCUCCCCUCUACCUGCCCAACACUGUCGACACCAGAUCCACUCGAGGCAGUAACUGUAUUCACCGAACCACGAUGGGUUGUCAUUCUCACGGCACUGUGCAGCCAUACUGUAAAACACUGGAUUAUUUCUUCCUCAUUGCCUUGUCAAGUGUAGGUUUUGUAUGCCAAGCUAUAAUGUGAAGUGAUUUACAUUUGGGGAAGUGUCUUGGUUAUUGAUAAAUGGUUAUUGAGUUGUGAUGUUGAGCACUGUUGUUGCCCCUCUCCCAGCAAGUGUGAUACUCUCUCGGUCAUGUAUGUUUUGUAGGAUACCAGGGUUUUGGGGGGGAAAUCAUUGGUCUUGUCAGCAUUUGACCCUAUCUGUGUUGACUUCAGUGGAUUAAAAUAAUAAAAAUGAAA